CGUUUCAAAUUCAACACACACACACCACCACUAUUAAUCAACUUCCCUAUCUCUCUUUAAACAAUGUCGUCUUCUUCACUUCUCAUUAUUCUUCUCUUUCUCCUAUCGAUCUCAUCAUCGUCCUCAGCUCAAACCUACAACAUCCUCUCUUACGGAGCCAAACCCGACGGCAAAACCGACUCCACAAAGGCCUUAACCGCCGCGUGGGCAAAAGCCUGCGCCUCGGUCAAGCCGGUCACCAUAUUGGUACCUAAAGGACGGUUUUUGCUAAGCAGCAUUGUUUUUGACGGUGCCAAGUGUAAACGCAAGUCCGUCACGGUCCGUAUCCAAGGCACACUUGUGGCUCCAUCGGAUUAUCGAGUCAUCGGUAGUAAAGACUAUUGGAUUCUCUUCGAGCAUCUAGACGGCAUCUCUGUCUACGGCGGGGUUCUUGACGCUCAGGGAACUUCUCUGUGGUCUUGCAAGAAAUCCGGCAAGAAUUGCCCUAGUGGCGCCACGAGCAUAGGGUUUCAGAACUCAAUCAACGUGGUGAUCUCCGGGCUGACGUCACUUAACAGUCAGAUGUUCCACGUCGCGAUUAACGGGUGCCGUAACGUAAAGGUGGAAGGAGUCAAGGUUUUUGCUGACGGAAACAGUCCAAACACUGACGGCAUCCACGUGCAGUCAUCUUCCACCGUCUCCAUCCUCAACUCCAAAAUCUCUACCGGCGAUGAUUGUGUCUCCAUCGGUCCAGGCACUAGCGGACUCUGGAUUGAAAACGUCGCUUGUGGCCCUGGCCAUGGGAUCAGCAUUGGGAGUUUGGGAAAAGAAAGUGUGGAGGCAGGUGUACAAAACAUAACAGUGCAAACGGUGACGUUUACGGGAACAGAGAAUGGAGUGAGAAUAAAGUCAUGGGCCAGGCCCAGUAAUGGAUUCGCUAAGAACAUCCGUUUCCAACAUUGCCUCAUGACCAACGUACAAAACCCAAUCGUCAUCGACCAACACUAUUGUCCCGGCAACGAAAACUGCCCUAACCAGGUUUCUGGGAUAAAAAUAAGCGAUGUAACGUUCAUGGAUAUACACGGGACGUCGGCGACGGAAGUAGGAGUGAAGUUGGACUGUAGCUCAAAGAAGCCGUGCACCGGGAUCCGAAUUCAAGAUGUGAAGUUGACGUACCAGAAUAAACCGGCUAUGGCAGAUUGUAGCCAUGCCGGAGGGAGUGAGGCAGGCUUUCAACUCCCCAACACUUGUCUGUGACCUUAAAAAUCAAAAAUGUAUUGGUAAAUCCUUCUUUUAGCUGUGAAAAUGUAAGUGACGUCGUCUUAUUUGUAAUACAGUCUUUUCGUGUAAUAUCAAUUGUCAGACCAUCAAGAGACUAGUGGUUCAAUAUGAUGAGUUUGAAAUGAUGUGUUAGA
This is a messenger RNA of Capsella rubella, 1394 nucleotides long. Its product is annotated as polygalacturonase. The record is from RefSeq and is a predicted model, not a curated record. The transcript has 4 exons. Gene Ontology annotation, biological process: carbohydrate metabolic process. Lineage: Eukaryota; Viridiplantae; Streptophyta; Magnoliopsida; Brassicales; Brassicaceae. Gene Ontology annotation, molecular function: polygalacturonase activity. Bases 64 to 1236 code for a protein of 390 amino acids.